AUGGCCCGAGCCCAGGGCGAGGGAGCGUGUCUCUUUCCUACCCGCUACAGCGAUGCGCCCCUCAGCUGCUGCCCUACGCCCUACGGUGGGCUGCAGCUGCCUGUCUCGGUGGAGGCAGCAAGGCUUCGUGGUCGGAGGGGGGUCAGGGCUGGGGUUCGGGUGGCUGCUGGGGGUCUCUGCGACUGUGUCCGCUGGGUCUCGGUCUCGUUUGCCCCAUGGGCACCGGUCAGAAGGGCUGGCUGGGCAGAGCGCCUUGGCUCGGAGCAAACACACGUCGUCCUGGGCUUUCCUCCUCUGCAGAGCGCUGGCAGCCGAGGAGAGCAAGCCCGGCAGCUGGUCAUCGACCUGGAGACUCGAGGGAAACGGGCUUUUCCUAUAUUCCUCUCGAUCCUGCGGGACACCGGGCAGGGCGAUCUUGCGGACAUGCUGAUCGAGGAGUGCGAAUGCCCGCCGCCACCGCUGCAGCUGGUAGACCUGAGGCCUGUUGAGCUGGACUUACGUGGAGAAAAGCAUAGCAAAAAUGUGAACUUUCCUGAGCGUUUGUCCAUCCCAGUCCAAGCUGAGAGCGAAAGACCUCGAACGCCUCCCGCGCCAGCCCGGGGUUCGGCCGUUGACAAGAGGAACCGUGAUCUGGUUUACGAGCUGAAGGCUGAUCCGUGUGGAUGCUGCCUGAUCCUCAACAACGUCAACUUCAGCAGCGACUCGGCUAUGUCGACUCGAGAAGGCUCCGACGUGGACUGCAAGAAGCUGGAGAAGCGCUUCAAGGCCUUGCGCUUCGACGUCCUGACUCGGCGGGAUCUCAAAGCUCAGGAAAUGGUUUCAGAGCUGCAGAAGCUGGCACGACGGGACCACAGCGCCUUGGACUGCUGCAUCGUGGUGAUCCUUUCCCAUGGUUGUCAGACGAGCCACAUCCAGUUUCCCGGAGGCAUUUACGGCACGGAUGGAAAACCCAUUCCAAUAGAAAAGAUUGUGAACUAUUUCAAUGGGUCCAAUUGCCCGAGUUUGAGAGGAAAACCCAAACUCUUCUUCAUCCAGGCCUGUGGUGGAGAACAACGAGAUCGAGGCUUUGUAGUGGAUUGCGAUUCACCCGGCGACAAAGCUCCUGGAGCUUCUUUAGAGUCGGACGCGACUCCUCUUCAGACUCCGUUGGGUAACGUGGACGAGCCGGAUGCCAUAGCCAGUUUGCCCACGCCCAGCGACAUCUUGGUCUCCUACUCAACUUUUCCAGGUUUUGUCUCCUGGAGGGAGGCGUCGAGCGGCUCGUGGUACGUGGAAACGCUGGACAGCGUGCUGGAGCAACAUGCCCAUUCGGAAGACCUGCUGAACAUGUUACUGCGGGUGGCGAACGCCGUCUCUGCCAAGGGGAGGUACAAGCAGAUCCCGGGCUGUUUCAACUUUCUCCGUAAAAAAUUCUUCUUCACGUGCAAAUGACGUGUGGGCUCUGAGGUCCCCGCCAAGCGUGAGAGUUACUUCCCCGCAGCCGGAUGAAAUCUGCGCCCGCCGUGACUCGGCGUCGACGCUCCCGAGUCACCUCGAGGAGCCUUUGUCUGUCUGUCGAGGUGGUUGUCUUGAGAAGCGUGAUCUGUGAAUACUGUCCUUGCUGUGAAAUAGAGAUAAGAUGGAGCCUGGCACUGUGCUGAUGGGAAAUGUUAGGGACGGAUGAAGGAAGGCCCUUUGCCGGGGCACAUGCCGGCCCGGAGCCUCUGCGCUCGCAGAGAAAAAACCUAGCUUGCCACGACGCGGCCACGCUUGGCCUCCGAGUACUGUUUUUUUUGGUGAUCGCGAUGUUUGUGUCCUUUGCUGCCUGGAGAACUGAUCAAUGGAAUGAAGGUCUGGCGCUUAAGCAGAAUGGGAUGAUUUUUGCAAUCAAUAUUUCUCGUUUUCAAUAAAAC
Molecule: messenger RNA, 1892 nt
Organism: Aptenodytes forsteri (emperor penguin)
Lineage: Eukaryota; Metazoa; Chordata; Aves; Sphenisciformes; Spheniscidae
Gene: CASP9
Product: caspase 9
Exons: 10
Coding region: 1-1431 (476 amino acids)
Biological process (GO): proteolysis; apoptotic process; intrinsic apoptotic signaling pathway in response to DNA damage
Cellular component (GO): cytoplasm
Source: RefSeq, a predicted model, not a curated record